Molecule: messenger RNA, 291 nt
Organism: Cadophora gregata
Lineage: Eukaryota; Fungi; Ascomycota; Leotiomycetes; Helotiales; Ploettnerulaceae
Exons: 2
Coding region: 1-291 (96 amino acids)
Source: RefSeq, a predicted model, not a curated record
AUGGAGUUGAGACCGUAUCCGAUGUCGCCGUAUGGUGCGUCGAAAGCCUUUGGGAAUUAUUUCGUGAGGAAGAUUCAUUUUGAGAAUGAGGAAUUGGUGGCGUUUGCGAUGGAUCCAGGAUUCGUUCAAACAGAUAUGGGAAAUGCUGGAGCCAGAGCUGUAGGCAUGGAGAAAGCUUUUACGCCGACUGAUGAGUGUGCUGCUGGCUUUGUGAAGCAGAUCGAUGAGGCUACCAGGGAGAAGACUGGAGGUCACUUCGCUGGCUGGAACGGAGAGGACUUUCCAUUUUAA